Messenger RNA from Arabidopsis lyrata subsp. lyrata, 1813 nucleotides. Its product is annotated as GDSL esterase/lipase At3g14820. The transcript is spliced from 6 exons. Gene Ontology annotation, biological process: lipid metabolic process. The record is from RefSeq and is a predicted model, not a curated record. Gene Ontology annotation, molecular function: lipase activity. Bases 369 to 1421 code for a protein of 350 amino acids. NCBI's taxonomy places the organism in Eukaryota, Viridiplantae, Streptophyta, Magnoliopsida, Brassicales, Brassicaceae. Gene Ontology annotation, cellular component: extracellular region.
UAAAAAAACAGCUAUAUGCAUGUAUGUAUAUACAACAUAUGUACUACAAACGUUAUUAUUUUAUACAGUAUUUGCAUGUAUGUAAGAUCACGUUCUUUUUAUAUAUAUUUUGUUUGAUAUUUGUCCUUUUAAUUUCCUUAGAUUCUAUAAUUGUAAUUUUGAUUUUUUUCUAUUCAAAUAUUGCCAGAAUUUUGCUAUCUCUGUUUCCUUUUUUAACAUAUUUUUUCUUAGGUUAUGUGUAUCAAUUCUUCAGGCAGUAUGCAUAUAUAUGUAGGAACUAAUGUCUUUGCUCUCAAAUCUUCUGAACAAAAAAGAAAAAUUGUCAAAUUAUUUUUAUCACCCGAUUAACCAUAUAAUAUUCUAGUAGCAUGGAUCUCCAUUUUAUAGGUUUUCUCUUGUUGGUUUUUGUAGUACAAGUGACCACAAGCAGUGCUCAUAGGAACAUAACAACAAUACCAGCACUAAUAGUAUUUGGAGACUCAAUCAUGGAUACAGGAAAUAAUAAUGACAUCCCAACUCUUCUUAAGUCCAAUUUUCCUCCCUAUGGUCGAGAUUUUCCUGGUGCUAUUCCUACCGGUAGAUUUUCAGACGGGAAAGUUCCAUCGGACAUCAUUGCGGAAAAAUUAGGGAUAGCAAAGACACUACCACCAUAUUUAGGCUCGAAUCUAAAGCCACAUGAUCUUCUAAAAGGUGUAAUCUUUGCUUCUGGAGGUUCUGGUUAUGAUCCAUUAACAUCUAAAUUACUGUCUGUAGUAUCAAUGUCAGACCAACUAAAAUAUUUUCAAGAAUACCUAGCAAAAAUUAAGCAACACUUUGGAGAAGAAAAAGUUAAGUUUAUAUUGGAGAAAAGUGUGUUUCUUGUGGUCUCUAGCAGUAAUGAUCUCGCUGAGACUUAUUUGGUUCGAUCGGUCGAAUAUGAUCGUAACUCGUAUGCUGAAUAUCUGGUUGAAUUGGCUUCAGAGUUCAUCAAAGAAUUAUCUGGACUUGGAGCUAAAAACAUUGGAGUGUUUAGCGGAGUACCAGUUGGGUGUGUACCCGCGCAAAGAACACUUUUUGGAGGUUUUAAAAGAAAAUGUUAUGAAAAGUUGAAUAACAUGGCACUUCAUUUCAAUUCAAAGCUAUCUUCUAGUUUGGAUACUCUAAAGAAAGAAUUGCCCGGUAAACUAGUAUUUAUCGAUGUUUAUGAAACUCUUCUCGACAUCAUCAAAAAUCCUAGAAAUUACGGAUUUAAAGUAGCAGAUAAAGGAUGUUGUGGUACAGGAAAAAUUGAGUUGGUGGAAUUGUGCAACAAAUUUACUCCUUUUACAUGUUCGGAUGCAUCGACUCAUGUGUUCUUUGACUCUUAUCAUCCGAGUGAAAAGGCCUAUCAGAUUAUCACUGAUAAAGUGUUAGCAAAAUACCUUAAGUACCUAAACAACUGAAUAGGUUUAUCAGUCGAGUGAUAUUAGUUUAAUGAAUGUACUUUGAUUGUUUUUCUUCUUCUUCUACAAUUUAAUAAUAAGGAUUUUUUUUCAUUACAGUGUUUUUUAUUUUAUUUAAUUUACGAUUACACUUAUUUUUCGUAGUCUAACCGACUAUUUAAUCAUUGCGUCUCUUAAUUUGUGCUAUAAUAUGUAAACUUAACUUUAGGUAACAAACAAAAUAAAACUCACGAGGGUAUUGGAAUGUGUAUUGAUUUGAGGGGGGAUGCUUGUCCUACUGCCCUAAUAGAAUGUUGAUUACCAUGAUUUACGUAAAUAAAUGUUAUUAAAUUUAAUUCAAAGAUAUAAAAAGCUUAAUGGCGAAAAUCACUAAGGAUUAAUCGUUACCUAAU